Messenger RNA from Zingiber officinale, 1434 nucleotides. RefSeq names its product protein trichome birefringence-like 8. The record is from RefSeq and is a predicted model, not a curated record. NCBI's taxonomy places the organism in Eukaryota, Viridiplantae, Streptophyta, Magnoliopsida, Zingiberales, Zingiberaceae. The coding region runs from base 110 to 1081 and encodes 323 amino acids. Gene Ontology annotation, cellular component: Golgi apparatus. The transcript has 3 exons. Gene Ontology annotation, molecular function: O-acetyltransferase activity.
UUGGGACAUCGAUGGCAACGAAACGAUCGCUCCUCACAAAUUUGUGCAAGAAUUUCUUGGACCAGAUUCAUCGACGUCUCCACCAUCGUCGUCUCGCCUUCCACUUUUGAUGGAGAAGCCGCCGCCUCCCCCACUCUUCUUCUUCUUCUUCAAGAGAUCGGAAACUUCUCCCUGCAUCUUAACCUUGUUCCUCCUCCUUCUCUUCUCCUUCUUCCUCCUCCUCCUCCACUGGCUCACUCCCUUCCAGCCUCUUCUUUUCCUCCGCGUCGCCGGCGGGAGUGCUUAUGGCGAACGACCGCCCUCCGGCGCAGCCUGCGACUAUAGCUCCGGCCGGUGGGUCUGGGACGGGACCCGCCGGGCCGAGUGUUAUUCCGAGGACUGCCCCUUCCUCGACCCCGGCUUCCGGUGCCGGAAUAAUGGCCGCCCUGAUUCCGGCUAUCUUUACUGGCGGUGGCAGCCCCAUGGCUGCGAUCUCCCCAAAUUUAACGCGUCGGAGUUGCUGGAGAGGAGCAGGAACGGGAAGAUAAUCUUCGUCGGCGAUUCGAUCGGGCGAAACCAAUGGGAGUCGCUCGUGUGCCUGCUGGCCAAAGCGGCGGUCAACCAAUCGAGCAUCUACGAGAAGUACGGCAGCCCCAUAACGAAGCACAAGGGCUUCCUCUCCAUCGUCUUCCGCGACCACAACCUCACGGUGGAGUACUACCGCGCCCCGUUCCUCGCCGCCGUCGGCCGGCCGCCUCCGGCCUCCCCGAGCCAGGUCCGGAGCGCCAUCCACCUCGACGCGCUCAACUGGCAGUCCAAGCGCUGGGUGGACGCCGACGUGCUGGUCCUCAACGCCGGCCAUUGGUGGAACCAAAAGAAGACCACCGGAUCGGGAAUGUAUUUUCAGGUCGGCGGAGGCAUAAACAUGACCAUGGAUGCCCAGGAAGCAUUUCGCCGGACGAUCGAUACCCUGAAGCUAUGGACUUUAAACAAACUGCAAAGGGGUUCUGUUUUCUUCAGGAGUCACUCUCCGAUUCAUUUCAGGCGAGUCAUCCUUCUUCCAAAUUCGUCCACGCAUAAACGAGAUCGGGAAGAUGAAUGAUUCAAUAACACGAAAGUAUAUGCAGCAACGGGACGUGGGAUGAGGGAGGGACAUGCUCGACCUACACGGAGCCGGAAAGGAGUUCCUCUGCGUCCGGGCCGGAGCCAUGGAACAACUGGAUCAUCGGCGAGGCGGUGGAGUGGAUGAAGAGUGGCGGGAAGAAGGCGCGGGUUCUGAACAUUACGCACCUCACGGAGCUCAGAAGGGACGGCCACCCGUCGAAGCACCGGGAACCGGGGACGCCGGCGAACUCUCCCGAGGACUGCAGCCACUGGUGCCUGCCGGGAGUUCCGGACACGUGGAAUCAUCUGCUCUAUGCUCAUCUUCUUUCCAUGAAUUACGAUACCAGGAAA